AUCAUCAUUCAGUGGGACCAAUCAAAUUGCUUCUUUAAUUUCAUAUUUUCUCCCUCGUGCAUAAAAGGAUACUGCCAGUGCCCAGUAGUAUCAUCUAACAUACUCAUUCCUAUUCUACCACCACCAUGCAUCCUCUACUCACUCUUUCCAUUCUCUUUUCCUACCUCUCACUUCCACUACUAAUUGUUGCUGAUGGUAGCUACAUUGGGGUCAACUAUGGUCGCAUUGCCAACAACCUUCCCUCAGCAGUCAAAGUCGUUAACCUUCUAAAAUCACAAGGCAUUGACCGGGUCAAACUAUACGAUACCGACCCGGCUGUUUUAUGGGCUUUAUCCGGAUCCGGAAUCAAAGUAACCGUCAAUCUCCCCAACGAAAAACUUUUUUUCGCAGCCAAGAAACUCUCCUUCGCCCUCUCAUGGCUCCACAAAAACGUCGUCGUUUACUACCCUCACACACUCAUCGAAACCAUUGCAGUCGGCAACGAAGUCUUCGUCGAUCCACACAACACCACCAACUACCUCGUUCCCGCCAUGAAAAACAUUCACAAAGCACUGGUAAAGAACAAUCUCCACAACUUCAUCAAAGUCUCUUCCCCAAUCGCACUCACCGCUCUCGGAUCUUCAUAUCCAUCUUCAACCGGGUCGUUCCGACCCGAACUUAUAGAACCAGUUAUAAAACCGAUGUUGAGUUUCCUCCGCGAAACGGCGUCGUUUUUAAUGGUAAACGUGUAUCCUUUUUUUGCUUACGUGUCGAACGCUGACGUCAUAUCUUUAGACUACGCUUUGUUUCGUGAAAACCCGGGUAGUGUGGAUCCGGGUAACGGGUUAAAGUAUUUCAAUAUCUUCGACGCGCAAAUCGACGCCGUUUUUGCCGCGCUUUCUGCUCUCAAAUACGACGACGUUAGGAUCGUUGUGAGUGAAACGGGUUGGCCUUCGGAAGGUGAUAGUUAUGAGGUGGGUGCGUCCCCACAGAACGCUGCUGCGUACAACGGUAACCUUGUUAAAAAGAUUUUAAGUAACGGUGGGACCCCCUUGCGGCCAAACGCGAAUCUAACCGUUUAUUUGUUCGCGCUUUUCAAUGAGAAUGGGAAAGUGGGACCCACCUCGGAGAGGCAUUUUGGACUAUUUUAUCCUGAUAUGAAGAAGGUUUAUGACGUUCCGUUCACGGUGGCGGCGAUGAAGGGAUACUGAAAGAUUAUAUAAAUGCACAUUAAGGGUAUCUGGAUAUGGAUGAUUACAAGUUGUUGAAGGAGUGAGACUAGCUAGGGUCAUGGUCAUUUAUUCGUAGUUCAUACAUAGUUUUCUCUGUGAUCACUUGGUUCUGAAUUGUAUCAAUUAAUUAAUAAUUGUGGGUGUCACCUAGGAAGAUAUUGUUAGUUUAAUUAUCUUGUGAAAUUAAAUUUGUUUGUAACCUAAAUUUCAUUGUGCAGAUAUAUUUUGUGAUUCAUUCUGGGACAUAAUUGAUGAUUUAUUCUUAAAA
Molecule: messenger RNA, 1479 nt
Organism: Cicer arietinum (chickpea)
Lineage: Eukaryota; Viridiplantae; Streptophyta; Magnoliopsida; Fabales; Fabaceae
Product: glucan endo-1,3-beta-glucosidase 11
Biological process (GO): carbohydrate metabolic process
Molecular function (GO): hydrolase activity, hydrolyzing O-glycosyl compounds
Source: RefSeq, a predicted model, not a curated record